Messenger RNA from Oncorhynchus nerka (sockeye salmon), 4440 nucleotides. RefSeq names its product voltage-dependent T-type calcium channel subunit alpha-1H-like. Gene Ontology annotation, molecular function: low voltage-gated calcium channel activity; voltage-gated sodium channel activity. Gene Ontology annotation, cellular component: voltage-gated calcium channel complex; voltage-gated sodium channel complex; neuron projection. Lineage: Eukaryota; Metazoa; Chordata; Actinopteri; Salmoniformes; Salmonidae. Bases 19 to 4440 code for a protein of 1473 amino acids. The transcript has 29 exons. The record is from RefSeq and is a predicted model, not a curated record. Gene Ontology annotation, biological process: positive regulation of calcium ion-dependent exocytosis; calcium ion transmembrane transport; calcium ion import.
UGGUUUGAGCGUGUCUCCAUGCUGGCUAUUCUUCUGAACUGUGUGACGUUGGGAAUGUUCCAGCCCUGUGACGACGUUCACUGUCUCAACAACCGCUGCUCUUUCCUACAGGCUCUGGAUGACGGUAUCUUUGUGUUCUUUGCGGUGGAGAUGCUGGUGAAGAUGGUGGCUCUGGGUGUUCUAGGUCAGAAGGGUUACCUUGGCGACACCUGGAACAGACUGGACUUCUUCAUCGUUAUCAUCGGGAUGUUGGAGUAUUCUCUGAACGGACACAACGUCAGCCUAUCAGCCAUCAGGACUGUCAGGGUGCUCCGCCCACUACGAGCCAUCAACAGAGUACCCAGUAUGCGUAUCCUGGUGACUCUGCUCCUAGACACUCUCCCCAUGCUGGGGAACGUUCUGGCACUCUGUUUCUUCGUCUUCUUCAUCUUCGGCAUCGUGGGCGUGCAGCUGUGGGCGGGGCUACUGAGGAACAGGUGCUUCAUGGGAGAAGACUUCAAAACGAUAUACAACGUCUCCUUCCUGACUGUGUACUAUCGUCCCGAGGAGACGGAGGACAUCCCUUUUAUCUGCUCAACCAAUCGGGAGAACGGAAUGCUGCGGUGUUCCGACGUUCCGCGCCGCCGAGUGGAAGGGUCCUGGUGCAUGCUGGGGGCAGAAGGGGUAGGGGAGGGGCCUGGGGCAGAUGGACCAAUAGGAGGCGGGUGUGUGAACUGGUACCAGUAUUAUAAUGUCUGUCGGGCUGGGGAGCGAAACCCCCAUAAAGGAGCCAUCAACUUUGACAACAUCGGAUACGCCUGGAUCGCUAUCUUUCAGGUGAUAACUCUGGAAGGCUGGGUGGACAUCAUGUACUAUGUAAUGGAUGCUCACUCCUUCUACAACUUCAUCUACUUUAUAUUCCUCAUCAUCGUGGGCUCGUUCUUCAUGCUGAACCUGUGCCUGGUCGUCAUAGCGACCCAGUUCUCAGAGACAAAGCAACGCGAGAACGCCCUGAUGAGGUCGGAGCAGCGUGCCCGUUACCUCAGCAACGCCUCCACUCUGGCUUCCUAUCAGGAGCCGGGGUCCUGCUACGAGGAGAUACUGCGCUACAUCGGACACCUGUACCGUAAACUGACCCGCAGAGUCGCCCGGGCCGUCACACACUGCUCUACGCACACACCUCGCUGUACUUGUUGGACACACACACACCAACACACACCCAAAGGAGAGGUGAACGGAAUGGCCAAUCGGCAUUCGGGACACACCCAUGGCGUCUUCCACCUUCGUCCUCCUCCUCUUCCUCGUCCGCCUAACUGCGUGGGGGUGGAGAUGAGUAACGGGGGAGUAGGGAGGAAGGGCAGGGAGUUAAACUACCCCUCUAUCUACCCCCACGACCUCUACGACCUGACCCCCGACCCCAGCUACAUGACCUCCAGGGGGAGGGGCCACACCGUCACACUGGUGUUAGAGCCCAAUAAGAAGGCAGAGCACAGGGAGUCGUUGCCGUGCCCCUACUGCGUCCACGACGACCAGCUUUGUGACAACGACCGCGCCGAUUUUGAACCUAGCGACCGGCGCCAUGGCAACCUGAGCCCUCGCCGCGGUAACAGCCUUCGGCGUGUAGAUGGACAGGCCUUGAGGCCAAUCAGAGUCCUAGUUGGGUGGUGGGCGGAGCUACAGGCCAGGUUGGAGCAUGUGGUGAGCAGUAGAUACUUCAACAGAGGGAUCAUGAUCUCCAUCCUCAUCAACACUCUCAGUAUGGGGAUAGAGUUCCACCAACAGCCCCAGGAGCUGACUGACAUCCUAGAGAUCAGUAAUCUAGUGUUCACCAGUCUCUUCAGUCUGGAGAUGCUGCUGAAGCUGCUGGCCUUCGGACUCUUCGGCUAUAUCAAGAACCCGUACAACGGCUUUGACAGCGUCAUCGUCAUCAUCAGUGUAUGGGAGAUCAUUGGGCAGGCGGACGGCGGUCUGUCAGUCCUGCGUACGUUCCGUCUGCUGCGGGUCCUGAAGCUGGUCCGGUUCCUGCCCGCCCUGCGCAGACAGCUGGUGGUUCUGAUGAAGACUAUGGACAACGUAGCCACCUUCUGCAUGCUGCUCAUGCUAUUCAUCUUCAUAUUCAGUAUCCUAGGCAUGCAUCUGUUUGGCUGUAAAUUUGGUCUGAAGCUGGACAGUGGAGACACGCUACCUGACAGGAAGAACUUUGACUCGCUGCUCUGGGCUAUCGUCACUGUGUUCCAGAUCCUGACUCAGGAGGACUGGAAUCUGGUCCUGUAUAACGGUAUGGCCUCCACCUCUCCUCUCGCUGCUCUCUACUUUGUGGCUCUGAUGACCUUUGGGAACUACGUCCUCUUCAACCUGCUGGUGGCCAUCUUGGUGGAGGGCUUUCAGGCGGAGGGUGAUGCUAACAGGUCAGAGACCGACGAUGAGAAACUGUCGACCUUAGAAGAGGAGGAGAAGAUGAAGGAGCUGUAUUCAGCAGAGUUGAAGCUCCAGGCGAUGAUGUUGACUCCUAAUGGCCUUCUGAAUCCCCGAGCCUCCAUGCCCCUCCCACCCACACAGUCACCGUGGCAACAACCGCCGCCACCAUCCCCACGGCAACGCCCGCCACUCAUCCUGCACACAUUGGCCACGCCCACAACUUGCGACAGCCAAUCACGACGGGGCAGCGCCGUCUCUACGGAUACAAGCAACACCCUGGACCCCAGGUCGCCGUCUCCAUGGGACAGCCGGCGCGCCAGCUGGUCUUCUAUUGGCCGAGGUCCCAGCCUACAGCAGCGGAGGAGUCAAUCAAGUGAGAGAGAUUCUCUGCUGUCAGAAGGGGCGGGGUCAGAAUGGUCCAAUCCCAGCUGGGGGUGGAGCAGGGAGGAGUCUUUCGACCUCCUGGACCAAUCAGAGUAUCUGACCGUGCCGAUGCUCCGCCCACCUGACUGUAACGGGAAGACCUUUCACCUCCCUGACGCCGGGACCCUACGUUACUAUAGCGACCACGAGGAGGAGGAGGAGGACGCUGAGGAGAGUGUGUGUUUGCGGGUGAAGCUGGUCCUGGAGCCCUAUAAGCCCCAGUGGUGUAGAGAUCAUGAGGAUUGGGCUCUCUACCUGUUCUCCCAUGUAACCAGGUUUCGUCAGUGGUGUCAGAGAGUGAUAACUCACAAGAUGUUUGAUCACAUAAUCCUCCUUUUCAUCUUCCUCAACUGCAUCACCAUCGCUCUGGAGAGACCAGACAUACAGACACACAGUACAGAGAGAGUGUUCCUCAGUGUGUCCAACCAUAUCUUCACUGUGAUCUUCAUAGCAGAGAUGACCGUUAAGGUGGUAGCCCAGGGUCUGUACUCAGGUGAAGCAGUCUAUCUGAAGAGCAGCUGGAAUGUUCUGGAUGGACUGUUGGUGUUUGUCUCUCUGCUGGACAUUCUGGUUUCCAUAGCAUCCGCCGGCGGUAACCGUAUCCUAGGAAUCCUCAGAGUGCUGCGACUCCUGCGUACCCUUCGACCCCUCAGGGUGAUCAGUCGAGCCCCAGGUCUGAAGCUGGUAGUCGAGACUCUGAUCACGUCUCUGAGACCCAUCGGAAACAUCGUCCUCAUCUGCUGCGGCUUCUUCAUCGUGUUUGGAAUACUGGGAGUACAGCUUUUCAAGGGUAAGUUCUUCCACUGUGAGGGGGCGGACGUGAGGAACGUGACCAAUAGGACUGACUGUCUCCGUGCCGGCUACCGGUGGACACGACGCAAAUACAACUUCGAUAACCUGGGACAGGCGUUGAUGUCUCUGUUUGUCCUGUCCUCUAAAGACGGGUGGGUCAGCAUCAUGUAUGACGGACUGGACGCCGUUGGGGUAGACCAGCAGCCGGUGAGAAACCACAACCCGUGGAUGCUCCUGUUCUUCAUCUCCUUCCUCCUCAUCGUCAGUUUCUUCGUCCUAAACAUGUUCGUGGGCGUCGUCGUGGAGAACUUCCACAAGUGUCGUCAGGACCAGGAGGAAGAGGAGGCCAAGGCCCGGGAGGAGAAGAGAGCCAAGAGAGCAGAGAAGAGGAGGAGGAAGGCCCAGGAGAGGCCCUACUAUGCUGACUACUCCCCGGUGCGUCUCACCAUCCACACGUUGUGCACCAGCCACUACCUGGACCUCUUCAUCACCGUCAUCAUCGCUACCAACGUCCUCACCAUGAGCAUGGAGCACUACAACCAGCCGCAGUAUCUGGAGGAGGGGUUGAAGUAUUGUAACUACGUCUUCACUCUGGUGUUUGUUAUCGAGACGGUCCUCAAACUCAUCGCCUUCGGGCUGAGACGGUUCUUCAAGGAGAGGUGGAACCAGCUGGACCUGGCCAUCGUGUUGUUGUCCGUCAUGGGCAUCACUCUGGAGGAGAUUGACCUCAACGCUUCACUGCCCAUCAACCCCACCAUCAUACGCAUCAUGAGAGUACUGAGGAUCGCUAGAGCUGAGGCUCCAUUGUCUGGGGGUCUGUCCAGCUGA